This is a messenger RNA of Malus domestica (apple), 2131 nucleotides long. The record is from RefSeq and is a predicted model, not a curated record. NCBI's taxonomy places the organism in Eukaryota, Viridiplantae, Streptophyta, Magnoliopsida, Rosales, Rosaceae.
GUGCCGAUCGGUAUGUGUGGGAAGAAAUGUUGGUUGAUGAUCUGAUAAAGUGUUCAGCAAGUGGAAUACCUGAAAAUCAAGUUUCCAUGGACUCGUUGAUUUACUUCUGGAAUUUUUGGAAGGAUAAAAUUGCUCACAUAUUUGAAUAUCUCAGAUGCCUUGAAACCCAGGAAGUUAGUAAAUACAAAAGUUAUGGAGAGUUUUGCUUGAAUUACUUAGGAGUUUGGACAAUGGAUCUUAAUCAGAGUCCAGUUUAUGGUUUACUGAUUCCUGAUGCUGAUUGGGUUCGUGGUUUGAACAAAAGAUAUUUUGGAAAUCAAGGGAAAUUGAUCUCCGUUGAUGCUCGCCAGCUUGCUUCAGCCGCUAGAAAUUAUUGGAGUUCAAAAUUGCUCUCUGUUGGCAUGAAGGUUUUGGACAAGCUGAAAGUGCUCUACAAGUUUCCCGUCAAUAAUGCUGAGUCAGUGUUCUGUCAAAGCAGGUGCGUUACCUAUAUCUAUGAUGUCUCGGUGUAUCUUUUGCAAUCAAAAUGUUUGAACUUAAAUGAUGCCAAGAGAUUGCACAAAUUUAUAACAUUUUCGAUCGAAAUUAUUGUUCCUUUGGUAUUUCCUUUGGAUUGGAGGAAUUCAUUGAGGGAGAAUAUGAUUUCUCUUCGAAGAACUGAUGCUUCAAAGAAUAUGCUGAAACAAGUAAUUCAGGAGUUAACCAGAUCGAAGAAUGAGUUAUCUUUUGGGAAAAUUGGGAAACUUGUAAUGGUCAUUCUGGGGACUGGUAAGCUUACUAAUGAGCUGUAUGAGAAGCUUGUGAGAAAACUUAGCUGCAACCUGCCAUGGCAGGCUUUCAUCAAGAAUCUCUAUGGGAAUAUUGAACGUGGAAACACCGGUCAAGAACCGAAAGAGGUGUAUGUAAUGUUGAGGUUCCAUGAAGCUUUAGCUGAAACUUAUUAUGUGAACUGGAGGGCUGUGAAGGAUUAUGUAACACCUGGUUGCUUUUUAUACCUUGUAGAGCGCCUUCUGCUAUGGGCAACUUGCUUUCGGGGUUAUGCUAUCACUACAAGUUCUUGUUUUACCGAGUGGCUUAUAUACCAAGGGGAAGAUACCAGCUUAAGUUUGAGGGGGGCUGAUGUUCGACCAUCUUUGGAUGGCAUCUGUUGUUUUGUGAUUGAUGUGGCUCGGGAGUGCAUUUUCAAUAAGGGGGAUAUGGUUGAAUGGAUUACAAAGUCCAUCGAAGAUUGGAAGAACUGCUAUUCACUACUCAUGUUGAGAUUGGUCGUCUUGUUAUGCUUGGUUUAUGUGAAUCGUGGUAGUGGUCUAAAUUUACUCCGUGAGUUGGUGGAGAGGGAAGAUAUCACUGAACUGCUGCCGCUGGAGUUUUAUGACACCCUCAAAAGCAGGAGCCGCCGCAAAUCUGUUUGGUUAGAUGUGAAUGUGCUCGCGGCAGCUCUUAAGAAGGUCGGUAACACGUUAGUAAUAGCAAGUUUUGGGACCAAUUCGGGGUUGUUGUGUUCAGAUGCUGUCUUUGUUGACAUGAAGGCCAACCAGUCUAGGGAUGACAUAUUGAGAAAAUUGUUUCCUAAACCACCGGUCCUAAAAGCUUUGCAAGCUGGAUCUUGCAGUCGUGUGCUUUGUGCAACCAAUUCUGAGGAGGGGAAGACUGGCGCUGCAUUAGAUAAGCCACGCGACACUGGGGAAAGUCGCACUAUAUUGUGAAUCCAACAAGUCUCCAAAGUCUCCGCAAACUGAUGUUGCUUCUGUACCGAGUGCGACCAGGGACGGUCAAACUAUAGGCGAGGAGAAUCGCAUAUGGGAUGAGUCAAAUAUGUUGGCUGAUGCGGCUUCUGCUUCCCAAUGCACCGGAAACAAGGGGAAGACAGAACAAGAACAAGAUGGGCGGAAAGUAGCCCUUUAGACAUUAUAUAUAUGCAAUGUGAAUUUUGUUUUGGUGUGCAAGAACUUGAUGGCUCCUUUUAUGAUUAUUGUUUUUAACAUUUCAUUACAUGUUGCGAUGUUAGCUUUGACUAGAUAGAGUUGGUUGAAAAUGAAGACUCUAAUCACUAGGGCAAUCUGCUACUUUCAAAUAUUACAAUCCAAAACUUUCAAAUAUUCUCCAUUAUAUGAAACAAAACUUCUCCAAA